AUGGUGCUCAACGGCCACAUCUACCGCGGCCGCAAGCCCGUGCACUGGUCCCCUAGCAGCCGCACCGCCCUUGCCGAGGCGGAGCUGGAGUACCCAGAGGGCCACCGCAGCCGCAGCAUCUACGUGGCCAUGCCGCUGACCUCGGCCGGCCCAGAUGCGCCGCCCGAGGUUGCGUCGGCCUUGGACGGGGCCGCGCUGGCGAUCUGGACGACGACGCCUUGGACGAUCCCGGCCAACCUGGCGGUGGCUGUCAACGAUCAGCUGGACUACGCGGUUGUGGAGGCCAAGGGCGACGGCGCGUCUGGCUGGUCGCACAGGCGCCUAGUCGUGGCCCACGGCCUGGUGGAGGCGCUGCAGGCUAAGCUGGGGGCAGAGUCGCUCGAGGUCCUGUCGACCUUCAAGGGCGGCGUCCUGGAGGGCAGCACCUACACGCACCCCAUCUACGGCCGCUCCAGCCCCGUGGUGGUCGGCGGCGACUACAUCACCACAGACAGCGGCACAGGGCUCGUGCACACCGCCCCCGGCCACGGCCAGGAGGACUACCUGGUCGGCCAGCGCUACGGCCUGCCGCUGCUGUCCCCGGUGGACGACGCCGGCCACUUCACCGAAGAGGCCGGGCCGCUCUUCGCGGGACUGGCUGUGCAGACCGACGGCAACCAGGCGGUCAUCACCGAGCUGCAGGGCCGGGGGGCGCUGCUGCUGGAGGAGUCGUACGAACACAAGUACCCCUACGACUGGCGCACCAAGAAGCCCACCAUCUUCCGCGCCACCGACCAGUGGUUCGCCUCCGUCGAGGGCUUCAGGCAGCAGGCGCUCGACGCGAUCCGCGGCGUGAGCUGGCUGCCGGCUGUCGGGGAGAACCGCAUCACCUCCAUGACCGAGGGCCGCGGGGACUGGUGCAUCAGCCGCCAGCGCAAGUGGGGUGUGCCCAUCCCCGUGUUUUACGACGUCGACAGCGGCGAGCCCCUGCUCACCAAUGAGACGAUUGAGCACGUCACCCGCGUCGUGUCCGAGCACGGCUCCGACGCCUGGUGGCAGCUGCCCAUCGAGCAGCUGCUGCCGCCGUCGCUGGCGGACGCCGCGCCGCGGCUGCGGCGGGGGGAGGACACGAUGGAUGUCUGGUUCGACAGCGGCAGCAGCUGGGCGGGCGUGGUGCGGGCGCGGGAGGCGGAGGGGCUGCGGUUCCCCGCUGACCUGUACUUGGAGGGCUCGGACCAGCACAGGGGCUGGUUCCAGAGCAGCCUGCUGACGUCAGUGGCUGCCACGGGCCAGGCGCCCUACCGCCAGGUGCUCACCCACGGCUUUGUGCUGGACGAGCGUGGGGCAAAGAUGAGCAAGAGCCUGGGCAACGUCAUUGACCCCCGGGUCGUGAUUGAGGGCGGGAAGGACGCGAAGAAGGACCCGGCCUACGGCGCAGACGUGCUGCGCCUCUGGGUGGCCAGCGUGGACUACUCCAAUGACGUCAUGAUCGGCCCCGGCAUCCUGAAGCAGGUGGCGGAAGCCUACAGGAAGCUGCGCGGCACCCUGCGCUUCCUCCUUGGCAGCCUGGCUGACUUUGACCCCGCGGUCAACGCCGUGCCGUACGAGCAGCUGCCCGCGGUUGACCGCUACGUGCUGGCGCGCCACGCGGAGGUGAUGGACGAGGUGCAGGACGCAUACGACACGUACCAGGGUUCAUGUUGA
Molecule: messenger RNA, 1683 nt
Organism: Monoraphidium neglectum
Lineage: Eukaryota; Viridiplantae; Chlorophyta; Chlorophyceae; Sphaeropleales; Selenastraceae
Product: isoleucyl-tRNA synthetase
Exons: 13
Coding region: 1-1683 (560 amino acids)
Biological process (GO): isoleucyl-tRNA aminoacylation
Cellular component (GO): cytosol
Molecular function (GO): ATP binding; isoleucine-tRNA ligase activity; aminoacyl-tRNA deacylase activity
Source: RefSeq, a predicted model, not a curated record